UAUAGAGUUUCUUGUCUUUAGUAGUGUCAUGGCUUUUCGUAAUGAUGCAUUAAUUGUAGCAAUCAUCAAGGCAUCUUCAAAUUUAAGACAUCUAGAGAUUGGUAGUAAUGAUAUUGGUGAUGAGGUUACUGAAGCGCUGGCCCAUACAUGUUAUAAAUUAGAAUAUCUCGAUCUAAGUUGCUGUUCAUUUGUUAGCGAAUCAUCAAUUUGUAAUGUUAUUCAUUCCUGCCCGAAACUCCAGCAUUUUAACCUCAGCUUUUGUGAAAUUUCUAAUAUAACUAUCAAAGAAAUUGCUCAUUCAUGUCUCAAAAAUUUUGAUGAAGAUUACUACUGUUCUGAUUCAGAGUUUUCUAGCUCUGAAACCGAAUCAAAGUCCAAAUUAUCUAAUUUUGAGUCAGAGGAUGAAGUUAUCUAUUAUAAUAAUCUUUCUUCUCUGAUGAUUAUGGACUCACCCGAUAGCCUGAAUGAUUUUAUUAGCAUAUUUAGUGAUUUUCUUAAACAGAAUGAUGGUGCUAAUAAUAAUUUUAUUUCUGUAUUUCUCAAUCAGGAAUUAGCACAAUGCUCUUUGGCCGAGCAAUAG
Racocetra persica is the source of this 580-nucleotide messenger RNA. The record is from the annotation of a GenBank genome assembly. NCBI's taxonomy places the organism in Eukaryota, Fungi, Glomeromycota, Glomeromycetes, Diversisporales, Gigasporaceae.